AUGGCCACCUGCAGCCGCCAGUUCACCUCCUCUAGCUCCAUGAAGGGCUCCUGUGGCAUCGGUGGCGGCUCUAGCCGCAUCUCCUCCGUCCUGACUGGAGGAUCCUGCCGGGCUCCCAGCACCUAUGGGGGCAUGUCAGUCACCUCCUCUCGAUUCUCCUCUGGGGGAGCCUGUGGCAUUGGGGGCGGCUAUGGUGGGGGCUUCAGCAGCAGCAGCAGCAGCUUUGGGGCAGGCCUCGGUGCUGGUUUUGGUGGUGGUUUUGGUGGUGGAUAUAUGGGUGGCUUCGGUGCUACUUUGGGUGCUGGCGUCGGUGAGGGGCUCCUGGCGGGCAGCGAGAAAGUGACCAUGCAGAACCUCAAUGACCGGCUGGCCACCUACCUGGACAAGGUGCGUGCCCUGGAGGAGGCCAACACUGACCUGGAGGUGAAGAUCCGGGACUGGUACCAGAGACAGCGGCCUGCUGAGAUCAAAGACUACAGCCCCUACUUCAAGACCAUUGAGGAACUGAAGAGCAAGAUCCUGGCAGCCACAGUGGACAAUGCCAACGUCCUCCUGCAGAUUGACAAUGCCCGUCUGGCUGCUGAUGACUUCCGCACCAAGUACGAGACGGAGCUGAACAUGCGCAUGAGCGUGGAGGCCGACAUCAACGGCCUGCGCCGGGUGCUGGAUGAGCUGACCCUGGCCAGAGCCGACCUGGAGAUGCAGAUCGAGAGCCUCAAGGAGGAGCUGGCCUACCUGAAGAAGAACCACGAGGAGGAGAUGGCCUCCAUGAGAGGCCAGGUGGGCGGGGACGUCAAUGUGGAGAUGGACGCGGCACCCGGUGUGGACCUGAGCCGCAUCCUGAACGAGAUGCGCGAUCAGUAUGAGAAGAUAGCCGAGAAGAACCGCAAGGAGGCCGAGGAGUGGUUCUUCAGCAAGACCGAGGAGCUGAACCGCGAGGUGGCCACCAACAGUGAGCUGGUGCAGAGUGGCAAGAGCGAGAUCUCCGAGCUCCGACGCACCAUGCAGAACCUGGAGAUCGAGCUGCAGUCCCAGCUGAGCAUGAAAGCAUCCCUGGAGAACAACCUGGAGGAGACCAAAGGCCGCUACUGCAUGCAGCUGGCCCAGAUCCAGGAGAUGAUUGGCAGCGUGGAGGAGCAGCUGGCUCAGCUGCGCUGUGAGAUGGAGCAGCAGAAUCAGGAGUACAAGAUCCUGCUGGACGUGAAGACCCGGCUGGAGCAGGAGAUUGCCACCUACCGCCGCCUGCUGGAGGGCGAGGACGCCCACCUCUCAUCCGCCCAGUUCUCCUCAUCCUCUCAGUUCUCCUCCGGCUCCCAGUCAUCCAGAGAUGUGACCUCCACCAACCGCCAAAUCCGCACCAAGGUCAUGGAUGUGCACGAUGGCAAGGUGGUCUCCACCCACGAGCAGGUCCUGCGCACUAAGAACUAAGGCUGCUACGCACUGCGCAGGCCUAGGAGGCUCCUG
This is a messenger RNA of Psammomys obesus (fat sand rat), 1464 nucleotides long. It is a transcript of the gene Krt14, whose product is annotated as keratin 14. The record is from RefSeq and is a predicted model, not a curated record. Gene Ontology annotation, molecular function: structural molecule activity. Bases 1 to 1428 code for a protein of 475 amino acids. Gene Ontology annotation, cellular component: keratin filament. The transcript is spliced from 8 exons. NCBI's taxonomy places the organism in Eukaryota, Metazoa, Chordata, Mammalia, Rodentia, Muridae.